Messenger RNA from Cooperia oncophora, 327 nucleotides. NCBI's taxonomy places the organism in Eukaryota, Metazoa, Nematoda, Chromadorea, Rhabditida, Trichostrongylidae. The record is from the annotation of a GenBank genome assembly.
AUGCCCGCCACACUAACCAUUGAACAUUUUUACAGUUUGCCAAUGUUCUUUAUUUGGAAUCUCCGGUGGGAGUUGGAUACUCGUACUCUACGGAUGGUAUACAACCGCAGUACUCUGAUGAUCUGGGAAGGGGAGGGCACAAAGGCCCGGACAGCAGCCGAGAACUACGCGGCUCUUGUGGAUUUCUUCAAUCUCUAUCCUGAAUAUCAAACUCGACCCUUCUACACGACUGGUGAAUCGUAUGCUGGUGUAUAUAUUCCUACACUUUCAGCAUUGCUCAUAAAAGGAAUACAGAGUGGAGCACUGAAUAUUAAUUAUAAGGUAUGA